GCUUCACAUGGGUUGGAAAGGUUUUUCGGAGUUGUAUGUUUGGAAUGGAGGUGACUAAAAAAACAUUUUAUUUUUCUAUAUAGACACCCUAUUUGAUUUUUAAGAUAUUUUUAUUGGUUGAAUUUAUAUUAUUUUCUGAAAAGGUAAAUUAUAAAUAGGUUAUUAUAGGUUGACUUUUAAUAAAUAUGUUCAUAAGGUGUCUAAAGAAGGUUAAUCUAGCAACACCCAUUUGGAAUUUAUGGUUCUUUGCAUGUAGGUUGUUGUUUAUUAUAUAUAGAAAAUUCUUGCUUUCUUGCAUUAUAUUAAAAUCUGAUACAGAGAAUGUGCAAAAAUACAUCUUGUGCAUACUUUAAGCAAUUUAAUUUCCAACUUCAAAGAAAAAACAAUUUAAUUUCACAAAAAAAAAAACGACAAAAUAGAUAUUUUUUUUCUAUGAUAAAAAUAAGAACAAUUUAAUAUUGGUGGUUAGCUUUCCAUCAUCAAGUUUCUUCCAUGUUCUAAUGAUAAUCAAAACCUCCACCAUAACAAAGAUUAUUCCAGUCGCAAAUCAACAUAUAUUAUUCAAAUGAUUAUGACCAGUGAAAAUAGCCUUGAUAUCACAUGAUUCUACCACUAAUGGUAACGUUUCAUUCUUCACUGCUGCGAAGCAAAAAGUUGUUGCAGUUUUGCUGAUGUACAAUUAAUAUAAUAUAUUCCAACAACUCCAUUAAGUCAUUUUCUCAAAUUAUUAUGAUUUAUCCAAACAUAGCUUAAUGGGAAAACAAAGAGGAAAGAGAGUCUUACGGUGCUAAGUCAGGAUUUUUGUAAGGGAUUUCCAUCUUUUUGCACAAAGCUGGAAGCCAGACACAAUGGGAUAAUGAUGAGCAAUCACAACCAAAUGAGCCUUGUUAUUAUGAAAUUUUUGAGUUUCUAGAAAAUUAUAGAAUGAGAUACAAAAUAUUGGAUGGGUUAUAAGUGGAAUAUAUGAGAGCCAACCUACUGAAUGAGAGACGUGAUAUGGUCACUGUUUGCCAACGCUUGUCGAAGUUGGGAUUUUUUUUCACAAAUCGAAAACAUCAUCGCCUCAAUGCCAAAAAAAUAAAAUAAAUAAAUAAAUAAAUAAUGGAACCCAAACGAAGGAAGAUUAGGGCAAACAAUUCCAAAUUCGUCGACCCAGCUGACCCCCAAUCCCCCCUUCAACAACAACUCGUUGUAGCAGGCUUUGGAGAGAACGUUCCAUCACCACGACAAUAUGCUAAUCAGAGGCGAGACUUCAAAAAGACAAAAAAAUAUAAACAUCUUCAAAGCAGGGACCAAAAAAAUGAACCAAUAACAACAUGGAACAUGGUGGAAGAAAGAUUUUUUUUUUGAGGGAACACUGAUGUGGGUCGAUGGCAACCUUCCCUAAAGAGAAGCCCUAUGAAUAGAGAAAGCAAUAGAUAGAAGAUGAUAAGUCGUAAGGCAGUUGAUGGAAGAAUAAGGCGGUGGAUAAUGGGUAUGGAGAAAAAUAAAAAGUUUUUUGGUGGUAAAAGGCGAUCGGAAGUGGAUGCGGUGAUCCGAAUAUCCAAGAUCAGUCGCAAAGGGAAAGAUAAAGGUGGGCAGAUCUUGGAAAAAAAAUUGAACCAAUAAGAACCUUUUACUGUUCCUAAGGGAACACAGUUUUAAUCUAUAUAUAAUUUUGAUCUUGGAUUUUGGCUAUUAUUCAACAGUUAAUAAAUUUAUGUUAAAUUUAUUACAUGAGAUACUGGCAAUAUAUGGCUAUGUGCUAUAAUGUUUUUCUAAACGAAAAAUUGAGUUCCAUAAAGCAACUCUAUGUAUUUAAACAAAAAAACAUAUUUUUUUAGAGUAAAUUAAUGAAAUCUAUCCCUGUGGUUUGGUAAAAAUUAAGCGUUUGGUCUCUAACAUUUUUUUUUGCACUGAGAUCAUUUUGUGACAUGUUUUUCAUCUUCACCCAUGGAAAGACUAUAUUGCCCUCUUUAGAGUAAAUUACUUAAAUAUUUUUUUUUCUAAUUUAUAAUAGAUUAUUUAUUAAUUUCAACGUAUGGAUCCUACCCUCCCUAUUCCCCGAUACCCUAUCCUACCCCAACGCCAUCUUCUACGUUCAUUUCCUGUAGCAUUUUUUUUCUUCACUCAUCAUCUCUCAUCUCCGGUAACAAAGUCCGACGAACACCAGAACCGCACACUUCAAUGAGCAGAACCGCACACUUCGAUGAGCACCGUAAAUCUGAUGACACCAUUGAAAUGAUUCCUUUUCCCUUUCUUUUUUGUUUUCCAUUAUUUCCUUUCUCUUUCCCUAUGUCUUCCUCCCCUGUAACCAGAAACAAAACUCAAAACUGAACUUAGUUUGAAAUGAAAAUAACUGAAGUCAACCAAAAAAAACUAAAGCUACAAGUUGAACUCAAGUUGUGAUCACCGUUGUCAUCCUCCACUGCUUCCACCAUGUAUGUCAUCGAAUACUUAACCAUAAAUCGAUACCUGAAAUCAAAACUGAGUCUAAAAAACUUACCCUGAAAUAAAAACCAAACCACUAUAAUCAGAAAUCAACAUUCUCUUCUCUGUCUCUUCAUGUUCUCCUAGUGCUGCUUAUCCACCACGCCUUUCUCGAAAUCCCAAGCCCCGCCAUCUCCUUUAUCAACUUCAAUGAGCAUAGAACUCUGACAUACUUUCUUUCACUCGUUCCUCCAGUAGAUCGUCAACGAGCACCACCACCUUCCCUACAAAAAGAACCGAUAAUCAUCACCAUCCACCGGAAACCUAGAAACCUGAACUCUAAUCCAUCAAAUCUAUAAAAAUUAAACCUUAUGCAUUCCAGAAAAAUCAACUUACCAAACCUGAUGCAAACUUCCAGACUAAUCAAACCCAUAAAAAUCCUUUAUCUUACUUGAAAUCAAAUCCACCAAACCUGACUGGCACCGUCAAUUCUAAAUCGAACCAUCGACUCUGUCAUCAAACCAGUGAUUGAACAUUGUGAUGGUGGCGUUGAUUUCAGGGAGGCGAUCUGGUGAUUGAACAAAAUGCAAAUCCGGCAGUGAAUCAAUGAUGACAUUCAUCCUCUUUCUUGUACCCCCUCCGUCCUAAAAUUAUAGUCCAUCUUUCUUUUUUGGUUUGUCCCAAAAUAAUAGUCCACUUCUAAAAAUAAAUAAUAUUUUUACCAAAAUACCCUCUCAUUAUUACUUAACCAACUAAGCAUUUAAUGGAACAUUAAAUACAAAGUAAGGACAAAACUGUCAUUUUAUUAUAUAAAGUUAAUGAUAAUUAAUGAUUUUCUUAAUCUGUGUGUUUUUUGUCUGUGGCCAAUAAUAUUGGGACAGAGGGAGUAGUACACAAGCAUCAAAAUACUACUCCAGUGAUAUCUCGUACUUCCAACCGCAAUCUAAUAGUUCUGGUGGCAGUCCGGUGGACGUCGGCUGUACUCUUCAAGAGUCGUCUCUACGAGUGAAUCAAGUGAGACGGGAUAUAGUGAAAGAAAAGUUUAUUUUUUAUUUUCUAAAGUUUAUUUAAUUAUUAAUUGAUAAAUAAAAAAUAAAAAUAAAUAAAGAGGGCAAUAUAGUCUUUUCAUGUAUGCAAGGGACGAAAAACGUAACAAAAUGAUACCACAAGACGAUCCGAGUGCAAAAAAAACGUUAGGGACCAAAUGCAUAAUUUUUACCAAACCACAGGGACGAUUUCUGUAAUUUACUCUAUUUUUUACUGUGAAGACAAGAAAAAUAUCUAAAAUACAUACUGAUUUUACGUUUAAAUUCAUAUGAAUCUGCACGUAAACUAUAUAGUAUAAGUGAUCAAAAUCAAAACAAUACAUUUUUUCACUUAGGAUGGAACAAAAAUAUAAAGUCAUACUUUUCCCAUAUAAAAACGUGCCAAUCUUUUUUAGAUGAUAUUCAGUUAAAUUUUUUGACACAAUAUUAAACUUAAAGUUAUUUAAAUAUUUUGAAGGAUUAAUAGAUUUUAAAUGGUAAAUGUCAAUUAAACGUUGAACUGUAAUUUUAAAAAAAUGGUAAAAGAAAAGCGAGGAAAUAGGGAGGAAAAAAGGGUAAACACAUUUUAAGGAGGAGCCUUUAAAGGCUGAACCUUGUUCUUAGAUAUUUGAUACAGAGACAGACGACAGAGGACAGACGUGUCAAUUCUUUCUCUGUGGCAUAGAAAUCGCGCCCAACAAACAACAAUUGAAAUAAUUCUUUUACCAUCUAUCAAACCGAUUUCAACCCUCCGUCUUCCGCAUUUCCUAUGUUAUGUAAAUCAACAACACACAAAUCCAUACACUUUCUCCAUUACUUUUCGUUUUCGUUUUCCAUCUGCCACAACUUCAUCUUCGUCGCUUUCUUUUUCUUUUGCUUUUAUAACAACAGAGAUUUCGUAGGGUUUUGUAUUUUCCAAUGUAUUGAAACAGGAAACACUGCUUGAGAGGUAAUAUUGAUUAUAUUGCACGGCAAUGUUUUUCAUAAAUUGAACGAGUCUUUUAUCUCAAUUUAAGGGUUAGUGAGAAGAUGACCGAUGUUCAACAGCAAUUUCCACAGAAGCCUGAGACCGCUGCUGCUACCACUACCGAUGCUUGUUUGGAUUUCGAAAGAAGAUUUGAGGAAUUAAUGAGGGGGCAAUUGGAUGAUUGUAUGUCAUUUGCAUCAUGCAGCUCCCCGCGGGGUGACGAUGACGACGAGACUGAGAUUGGUGGUGAUCAGCUCAUGAGAAGGAGGAGGAGGUCGGAUCUUGAAGGUGAUGAUCUGGCAGAGUCAUCAGCUGCCAGAAGACGUCACUCGCGGAUUUUAAGCAGAUGGGCUGCCAGGCAAGCACAGGAAAUGAUUGCCACAACAGAGAGGAGAAACCGUGAGUCUGAGUUAAUGGCACUUGCUGGUUUGCAUACUGUUUCCAUGUUGGAUUCCUCAUUCUUGAGGGAGUCUCAGUCUCAGUCUUCUUCUCCUACCUCCAGAGGGAAUGCUGAGAGACCGAGAACACGUGCAUCUUCCAUCUUACAGAUGUGGAGAGAGUUGGAAGAUGAACAUGUACUGAACCGUGCACGUGAAAGGGUAAGAGUGAGACUCAGACAUCAGAGGAGUGUUGACUCGAACACAAAUGUUUCAAGCACCACAGAAGGCAGAGGGAGUGAACAUCAAGGUAGUGAGAAUGAGUAUGGAAGUUGGUCACACGAUCAGAUGGAAGCACGGAACGAGAGUCAAGACAACGAGGUGUCUAGCCGGGAACAAACUCCUGAUAUAGGUGAGGUGGAAAGGGAGAGGGUGAGGCACAUUGUUCAAGGGUGGAGGGAGAGUGGUGUGAGUGGAACAGAUAGGGGUAGUAGUAGUAGUCCAAGAGCAGAAUGGCUUGGGGAAACUGAGCGUGAAAGAGUGAGGAUUGUGAGGGAGUGGGUACAAAUGACUAGUCAGCAGAGGGGAUCUCGUAGGGAGGAGCAAGGUGGUGAAGGGCAGCCAGAGCAUAUACGAAGGGAUAUGCUGAGGCUGCGUGGUAGACAAGCUCUACUUGAUUUACUUAUGAGGGUUGAAAGAGAACGCCAGAGGGAACUUGAGGGUUUGAUUGAGUAUCGUGCAGUUUCUGAUUUUGCACAUCGGAACCGCAUUCAGUCGUUACUGAGGGGCAGAUUUUUGCGAAACGAAAGACCCGUAGAGGAUGAGAGACCAUCUUCAGUUGCAGCAAGUGAGCUGGUUCAGUUGAGACAACGAAACACAAUCUCUGGUUUAAGGGAAGGUUUUAGGUCCAGAUCAGAGAACAGUUCUUCACAGGAGAUCACGGAACAUGAAGACCAAGAACAAUCAGAAAUAUGGGUGGAGGAAAGCGAGAUUCAUCAGGUGAUGGUGAGUGAUCGAACAGGAAGUUUGGAGAGCAUUGCAGCUGUUGAGAGCACAAAUGAAGAAGUGAAUAUUGAUGAAGGAGAGGAGUGGCGAGACCAGGUUGUUGAAGAUGAGAGAGGAGAGUGGCAGGAGGAGGUAAGCUAUAACGAUUGGCCUCAGGAGGCGACUUCAGUUAUUACUGAUGGAGAUGGUGCACAUGAGGUUGAGAAUUGGUCAGAAGGAGCUUCUGAUCCACCAAGAAUGCUACAUUCUGGUAGUGUUAGGCGACCCAAUAGGUUUCACCCACCAGAAGAUGAUAACGUGUACAGCAUGGAACUCAGGGAACUUUUAAGCAGGAGAAGUGUUUCUAAUCUUCUUCGUAGUGGUUUCCGUGAGAGUUUGGACCAGUUGAUACAAUCGUAUGUGAACAGACAAGGUCGUGCACCCAUCGAUUGGGAUCUUCACCGGAAUAUACCGACCCCAGCUUCACCAGAGGGUGAGCAGGAACAACAACAGCACAGGGACAGGGACAGGGACGGACAGGUUUUAGCAUCUCCUCCUCCUCCUGUCCCCCCACCACAACCAAUCUGGCAUCAUUUGCCUUAUUCCAGUUGGUCACGUCACAGCAUGCAUCAGCAUCGCUCUGAACUCGAGUGGGAGAUGAUUAAUGAUUUGAGGGCAGAUAUGACGAGGCUACAACAGGGGAUGACCCACAUGCAGAGGAUGCUCGAGGCUUGCAUGGACAUGCAACUUGAGCUUCAACGCUCUGUCAGACAGGAAGUUUCGGCUGCUUUGAAUCGGUCGGAGGGCGGUGCUCAAGGUAUUGAUGCGGAAACAUCAGAAGAAGAUGGAUCAAAAUGGGGUCAAGUCAGAAAAGGAACCUGUUGUGUUUGUUGUGAUAGCCAGAUUGAUUCUUUGUUGUACAGAUGUGGGCACAUGUGUACUUGUUCAAAGUGUGCAAAUGAGUUGAUUCGUGGAGGGGGGAAAUGUCCAUUGUGCAGGGCACCCAUUGUUGAGGUCAUCCGAGCUUACUCCAUACUGUAGUAGUGUAAACAGAGACAGCAAACUCAAACUGACCCAAACAAAUUCUUUGUGUUCUCUCAUCUCUAGAGAUUAGAUAACUGAGAGUGCUUCAUUUUUGCCUCACUACUGUUGUUGUACUGAAUGAUUAUUGCGCACUUGUUGUAUAAUUGGAAUAACAUGUAUGUGGCUCCUUUUCAUUCCUUCAUUGCUGCGGCGUAAUAAAGUUAAAAGUUACAUAGUAAAA
This is a messenger RNA of Lactuca sativa (garden lettuce), 7026 nucleotides long. RefSeq lists its product as uncharacterized. Lineage: Eukaryota; Viridiplantae; Streptophyta; Magnoliopsida; Asterales; Asteraceae. The record is from RefSeq and is a predicted model, not a curated record.